AUGCUUUUGUGGUUGAAAUGUUUCUGUACACUUAUUAUCCUAAUCAUCGCGAAAAAUUCGAGUUCGGAAAUUCUGCCCUGCAAAUACGAUGAAACAAUUAAUAUUUCACAUUUUAAACGGUUCAAUGAUGUCUAUAUCUAUGAAAACUUUGAAAUUCCUGCUAACCUGACCGGCGAAUUCGACUAUAUGGAGCUAAUGGGUGGUGCCAAAGUUCCGGUUAAAAUCCAUUUAAGAGCCUGUAUCUGCAAAGUUAGGCCCUGCAUUCGAGUCUGCUGCGCCCGCAAAAAUAUUUUAAACAAUGGACAGUGUAAUGAUGGCGUACAGAAGGAAAUUAAAUUAACAAUGUUGGACCUUACAAAAAAGGAUAUAUUGCUGAAGCCAUUAGCAGAGCGGAAUAUAACACCGCAUCAUAAUUCCACAGAAUUGAUGGUUUUAAGGGAACAGUUUAAGCCUUGCGACCAGGUUAUCAGCCUAAAAAGAGAUGAGUACUCGAUGCUAAAGGACGGAGCCAUGUUCCUCCACAAGUCUGCCCAAACCUUGUCGAAUGAUCAAUACUGCCUUUAUCCCGAAAUCUAUUCAGACUUUCCGGAAACCAUAUGGGUUAUUAAUCGAAAGUGCUUCAAAAACAAUUCUGCCGAGCUAACGAUGAUAUCGGUAGUAUGCUAUAUCCUUACCCUGGCUGUUUAUCUUUCUGUUAAGAAGCUUCGGAAUUUACUUGGAAAAUGUCUUAUCUGCACUAUCUUCUGCUUGUUCAUCGAAAAUUUUAUUUGGACAUUGGAUCAUUUUAGAUUAGUUUUUGACAUAUGCGCGGCAACAGGAUACAUUCAAUACUACUUUACGAUAUCAUCGUAUCUAUGGCUUUCUGUGGUCAGUUUCCAAUUGUGGGAAGUUUUGACUUCCCUGAAACGUGAAGAGCCACAGUAUCGAUUCCUGAUUUAUAACACCGUUGUUUGGUGUACGGCUGCUAUUCCCACAGGAGUGAUUGUUUCAAUGAACCAAAUAAGGGAAAAUAAUCCAGAGAAAUCACGAAGCUUGCCCCAUGACGGUUAUACAGGGUGCUCGGAUACAGACAUGAGCAACUGUUACACCCCGUUAAUAAUCACAGACAUCUUUAAUGCGACAAUGUUCGUCCUAACAUCCAUUCACAUUUGGAAAGUAAAGAGGGAAGUCAAAAGGUUCGCCCAACAGGACAUAAGAUCUUCGACCUGUUUUGAAUUCGAUUUUCAGACUUACAUUCAGUUCCUGCGACUAUUUAUGAUCAUGGGCGCGAAUUGGAUAAUUUACCAACUUACGGAAAUAGUGGAUUUCAUGAAAAGCAGUAUAAUUAAAAGUUUAACUGUCUACAUACAAGACUCCUUUGGAAUAAUCCUAUUUGUUUUGCUUAUUCUGAAAAGCAGCACACUUAAGGUUAUAAUGGAAAGGUAA
Drosophila erecta is the source of this 1425-nucleotide messenger RNA. Its product is annotated as probable G-protein coupled receptor Mth-like 12. Gene Ontology annotation, biological process: cell surface receptor signaling pathway. NCBI's taxonomy places the organism in Eukaryota, Metazoa, Arthropoda, Insecta, Diptera, Drosophilidae. Gene Ontology annotation, molecular function: G protein-coupled receptor activity. Gene Ontology annotation, cellular component: membrane. Bases 1 to 1425 code for a protein of 474 amino acids. The transcript is spliced from 6 exons. The record is from RefSeq and is a predicted model, not a curated record.